This is a messenger RNA of Clonostachys solani, 378 nucleotides long. Lineage: Eukaryota; Fungi; Ascomycota; Sordariomycetes; Hypocreales; Bionectriaceae. The record is from the annotation of a GenBank genome assembly.
AUGUUCUUCUUCUUCGUCUGUGGCGAACACACCUUUCGCAAGGAGCUCCCGGGCUAUGAGGGAGUCAUAGCCCAAUGCCACCACUGCGGUAACAUGUCCGGCCACGUCCUCCACCGACGGCCCUUCUUCACCUUCUGCUUCGUGCCCAUCAUCCCAUUCACCAUCAGUGGGUACAAGGACAUCGUCUGCCACAUCUGCAACCACGCCCAGCCCCUGGAAGCCCGCCCAGACGUCCAGGCCAUGGCCAACGGCGGUGCAGGACCCGGAGGCCCGCUGCCCCAGGGCCCGCCUCCCAACCAGCAGUAUCAGCAGGGCCCUCCACAGCCCGACUACCAGUACAAGCAGCAGUCCGCGCCUGGGCCGCCGCAGUACCGCUGA